AUGAGAACUCCUGUGACUAUGAACAGUAUUCGUAUUGGUAUUACCGAUUGUGCUCGGUAUGCCAACUACGAACGAUGGUUUUUGGAUGCUCCAACCAAGGUGGAUGUUAUUCGUCUUUCGUACAACUUAAAUAAUAUGGAUGAUAUUGAUAAAUGCGAGGGUGUUGUUUUAUCCGGUGGAGAGGAUGUUGAUCCACGUCGAUAUAAACGGCCUGAUCUUCUUGGGAGAUUAGAAUUGACUGAUAUUGAUGAAAAACGAGAUGAAUUUGAAUGGGAAAUUAUUGAACGUGCUCUAAAAUUAAAGCUGCCAAUCUUAGCCAUUUGCCGCGGCAUGCAAUUAUUCAAUGUUUAUCAUGGUGGUACUCUUAUUUUUGAUAUCCCAACAGUUACUAAUAUUAAUGGGCAUGCAAAAAUUCAAGGUAUGGAUCAACGCCAUGAAAUAUCUGUUGGAGAAAAAACUCUUCUCAACGAAAUCACAGGAUGUGUUAAGGGCGCUGUUAAUUCUUCGCACCAUCAAUGCGUCGAAACACUUGGUACAAAUUUAUUAAUUGCCGCAAGAGCUGAGGAACCAGUUGUUGAAGCAAUUCAAUGGCGGAAUGCACACGAAAAACCUUUCUAUCUAGGCGUACAAUGGCAUCCCGAACGAAUGGUUGAUCAAAACAGUCCAUUUUCAUACAAUAUUCGUCAGGCAUUUCUUGAUUAUAUUAUCGAACACCGCGAACCAUCGACAAAUGACGACGAAAAUACCCCAACCCACCCAUCGGAAAGCGUUUAG
Molecule: messenger RNA, 774 nt
Organism: Adineta ricciae
Lineage: Eukaryota; Metazoa; Rotifera; Eurotatoria; Adinetida; Adinetidae
Source: the annotation of a GenBank genome assembly